Messenger RNA from Darwinula stevensoni, 1806 nucleotides. The record is from the annotation of a GenBank genome assembly. Lineage: Eukaryota; Metazoa; Arthropoda; Ostracoda; Podocopida; Darwinulidae.
AUGAACCUGACCGCGACGCUGGGAUCGGGUGCGAACGUUUUCGGGAUCGACCUUCCCAACGUGGAAAUCCCUGCUGCCGUCACGGAUAACAUCGGGAACCACGAUCGUUGGAAGGACUUCGGCCAGGAGAUCGGGAAAGCCGUCCGACGGGGAUCGGAAAUCGUUCACAGCGGACAAGUGGGGGAAGUGUCUCAGAAGGUCAUCGCGGACCUGGUCAACGAGGGGAAGAAGGUAGUGGACGUGGUGAAAGAGAAAGCCUCUGACAUGAUCAACGAGGCUCUUUCCAUUCGCACCACUACCGUCCCCCCCCUCGAGGCACCUCUUGUUGAGGAUACCCCAGACUUGGAGGACGGAGAGCAGAUGGAGACCUUCGAGUCUAGCACAGAAUCCGGAGAAGCAGAGCAGACGACACCCUCAUCAUCGACCUCUGAAGCUGACAUACCGCAAACGACGACGUUGAAGUCGACCGCAGAAGUCGACAGGCAGCAGACGACGACGGUGUCGCCGAAUGCGGAAUCCGAGAUUGCUGAGCAAACAACGAUAGUAUCCUCGAACACAGAAGCCGAAAUUGCUGAGCAAACAAUGCCGUCGACGUCAAUGACGGAAAAGGAAAAUGAGGAGGCAAUAGGAGAGUACCAAGAGUUGGGAGGAGAGGAAAUGGGAGAAGAAAUGGAAGGAGAGGAGAUGGGAGACGAAAUGGAAGGAGAGGAGAUGGGAGACGUGGAAGUUCCGACGACGGAAGCCACCACUGCAAUGUCUGAAGGAAUCCCUGAAUCCAGUUCACCCGAGGCCAUCAAUGCAUCCGUCGAAGAUAUCAAGGAAAAUUAUGAAACCCCAGAACAAGAGGAAGUGGUAGAAGGGUUCGAUACCGAUCUUCCAGCAGAUUCACCUCAGACCGAAGAAAACCCAAGAGAUAACAAGAUUCCAACAUUCAAUGUUAACCUGAACAACAUCCUCCGCCGUAAUAGUAGGGUCGGCCCCAUCUUGAGUGCUCUAGAGAGCGCGAUUCAGCGUCCUGGGAUUCUCGAACGUCCUCAGUCCUCCGGUAACUUGGUGGGUAUCGCGCAAUUCUUGGGAGAGAAGAUCGGGGAUGUGGUGAAAACGAACGUCGCCCAAGUCCUGCCUUCCAUAGUGCAGGGAGAGGAUCAGGAGGGAAAUCUCGGCAGGGAUUUCCUCGUCUCGAUCUUACGAGAAGGAAUGACGAACGCGCUGGAAAGAACCAUGGAUCGAUUCCUCCGGAGUCCCUUCCUGGACGAGGUCGAGAUAGCGGUUCGAGACGGAACGAGAGCGAUCGAAGCCAGUCUGCAGUCGCUUUCGCGCAUCGCCUUUGGACUUCAGGGUUUCCAGCCUCGUCCGGAUCAAGCGCCCGAAGUCGACAAUAGAAUAGAGAGAAUGAUUCAGACGGGGGUGGGGAUGGUCGACGAAGGGAGGGAUAUGAUUCGACGGGCUCUCUGGCAACUCCGAGGAAACAGGGACUCGAGAAACGACGACGUGGAAAACGACGAUGACGACGAUGACGACGACGACGACGACGACGACAAAGAGACGCCGACGGUCCCAUACGAACCGUUGGAACCGUCAGAGGAGAAUUUCAUAGUUGAUUACCCUCCCCCGCUCCAGUCGUUGUUCAGGAACGCGCCUCCCAAGAGGCCGAACCCGGAAGAGGGUCGGGCUCUCCAUCGGUUGGCCGUGAGCAUCGCCAAGAAGGCCAUCGAAUCCUCGAAAAAGCCAAACGAAAGGGUUCGACGCCAGGCCGAGGACAGGCAGGACUUCGACCUUCCGUCUAUCCUUGCUCUUCAGGUUUGA